CGCCAGAUUGCAACAUUUAGUCAACUAUCUUUGAACUUAAAUAUGAGGUUUUGUUGCAACAUUUAGCCAAUGCUGUAUUACUAACAUUUUAUACUUAGUUAGAUUUGAUGGUGAUUUUUUAUGAAACGGCCAAAGUUACUAAUUAAUUGUUAAUGUGUGUGUGACACUAGCACUGUUCGAUCAAUCGUGUGAUUUGAUUUUGAAUGAAGAAUGAGUGCAUCUGAGGGAUCAGCUGAAGCAGCAGCAGCAGCAGCAGCAGGAGCAGUACAUAUAAUUCAUGUUAGUGAUAGGCAGAAUAUUCCUUUGGAAUUAAACAAGGUUGAUUAUGCAAUAGAAAGAAAGAAAUCACUGCAUUCGCGUUAUUAUUUUGGCGUUAUAUUCUUGAUAAUGAAUCUUGUUGCAUGGUUUUUUCGCGACUAUGGACAAAGCAUUCGACCUUGGAUUCGUUAUAUCAAAGUUUGUGGGAAUGAAGGAGAAGAUUGCUUUCAUUCAUUAGGGGUUCUCCGAGUCAGUUUAGGAUGCUUUAUAUUUUUCUUAGUCAUGUUUCUCAGCACAGUAAAAACAAGGAAAUUAUGUGAAGCUAGAAAUUCAUGGCAUUCUAGAUGGUGGGAAUUGAAGGCUGUUUUAUUGCUUAUAUCAAUGACACUAUCAUUCUUCAUCCCUUCACAAUUUGUUCAAAUAUAUGGUGAGAUAGCUCGUAUUGGUGCAGGGAUUUUUCUUCUUUUACAACUUGUGAGUGUCAUCCAUUUUAUCAUAUGGUGGAAUAAGUAUUGGACUCCAGAUGAAGAAACAAAAAAGCGGUGUUCCAUUGGACUUUUUAUGUCAACACUGUUUUAUGUUGUUGCUAUAUGUGGAAUUGUGUAUAUGUACACUACAUAUGCUUCAAGAUCUUCAUGUUCUCUCAAUAUAUUUUUCAUCACAUGGACAGCAAUUCUUCUUGCUGUAAUGUUGGUCAUAUCCUUAAAUUCAAAGGUUAAUAGAGGUCUUUUAUCCUCAGGAAUUAUGGCUUCUUACAUUGUUUUCCUAUGUUGGUGUGCAAUCAGAAGUGAAACUGCCUCCAUAAGAUGUGAGACAAAGAACCAAGAAAAUGGAAAUGGUGGUUGGAUAACUAUAGUUGGCUUCCUUAUUGCAAUUUUUGCGAUUGUUUUGGCCGCCUUUUCCACAGGAAUUGAUUCAAAAUGCUUUCAGUUUUCGAAAACUAAAAUUGAAAAUGAAGAUGAUAUUCCUUACAACUAUGGAUUUUUUCACAUGGUAUUCUCCUUGGGGGCAAUGUACUUUGCAAUGUUAUUCAUCAGUUGGGAUCUAAAUAACUCAGCCAGAAAGUGGAGCAUUGAUGUUGGCUGGAUAAGUACAUGGGUGAAGGUUAUCAAUGAGUGGUUUGCUGCAACAAUUUACAUAUGGAUGUUGAUUUCUCCAGUUGUGAGACAGAACAAAGUUAUGGAUAAUGAUACAAAUGUGCAGGACACAAAUCACUCUCACUCAGUUGAUGCAUGAUUGACAAUGGAAGAGCCAUCAAUAUUUUACUCCUUUUAAUUUUUUGCUAUUCCUUAAAAUUAAUUUAUGUUUCAAAUACACUUAAUCUUCUGUGGUUAAAAGGAAAAACUCAUUAUUAAUGAAAUAAAAUGAUGAUUAUUUCUUGUUUUGGAUGAGAGAUAUAUUGACUGAAAUAUAUUUUCAAAACCAAGCACUGAUUUUCAAUUCUCUUUUUUUACUUGUACUUGAAUGUGGAACUAGGUUAGGCCAAUGAUAAUGCCCCAACUAAAUUGUCAAAAAUAUUUAGUCGAGAAACAUUGUCACUACUCCCACAAUUGCAACACUUCAAAUAGACACGGCGACACUUCUCGCAACCAAAGUUAUGUAAAUUAAAAUUAUUAUUCAUAGAGCAAUCGAAUGAAAAAGCUAGUCAAAUUUAUAACUUUAAUGCACAAACUAUAAUUUAUAAAUAUCAAAUAACCUGAAAGUAUAUGUGACAAAGCAUAUGUGACAGCAUUGAUCAGACUACUAGAAACUUUAUUUGGAAAGAUUCUAAUAACAAAGAAAUCCAUUUGGUGGGUUGGAACAAAAUUGCCCGUCCUAAGAAUCUCGGCGGUUUGGACAUUCGUCUGGCAAGGGAGGCUAAUACUUGUCUUCUUGGUAAACUUGUUUGGGAUAUGUUCCAAUCUUCUAAUAAGCUUUGGGUGGACCUUCUCUCUAAUAAAUGUUGCUGGUCUGGCAAUUCUUCACUCCAGCUCUCACCCUAGUGGUUCGCCUACCUGGUCUUCUAUUAUUCAUGCUAAAAAUGUCCUAAAGGACGGUUUCUCUUGGCGCGCGGGGUCAGGAUCAACCUCUUUCUGGUUCAGCCAUUGGAGCCCUCUUGGCUAUUUAGGUACCCUUGUUCCUUAUGUUGAUAUUCACGAUUUGCAACUCUCCGUCAAGGAUGUACUUACCUCUAAUAGCCCUCAUACCCAGAUUCUUUACACCAAUCUCCCUUCCUCGGUUUCUGAACUUCUCAACAAUAUGCACAUUAAAUUUAAUACAUCUAGUUACUUUCUCAUAAUGACCAGGUAACAUCUCUUAAUCCUUCCCAUUUUUGGUCUUGGAUUUGGAAGCUAAGCUGCCUGCUAAGAUCAUGUUUUUCUUUUGGUUGGCCUGUCACAACUCGGUUCCUACUCUCUCCUUACUCAACCAUCGUAAGAUGAGUACCUCCUCCAUUUGUGCUUGUUGUGGCCUCCAAGAAGAGACUUUCCUUCACUGUGUUCGGGACUGU
This is a messenger RNA of Trifolium pratense (red clover), 2746 nucleotides long. Its product is annotated as probable serine incorporator. Lineage: Eukaryota; Viridiplantae; Streptophyta; Magnoliopsida; Fabales; Fabaceae. The record is from RefSeq and is a predicted model, not a curated record. Bases 211 to 1494 code for a protein of 427 amino acids. Gene Ontology annotation, cellular component: membrane. The transcript is spliced from 13 exons.